This is a messenger RNA of Volvox carteri f. nagariensis, 4086 nucleotides long. RefSeq lists its product as uncharacterized. NCBI's taxonomy places the organism in Eukaryota, Viridiplantae, Chlorophyta, Chlorophyceae, Chlamydomonadales, Volvocaceae. Gene Ontology annotation, molecular function: DNA binding. The transcript has 11 exons. Gene Ontology annotation, biological process: regulation of cell cycle; regulation of transcription by RNA polymerase II; DNA-templated transcription. Gene Ontology annotation, cellular component: nucleoplasm; transcription repressor complex. The record is from RefSeq and is a predicted model, not a curated record. The coding region runs from base 1 to 4086 and encodes 1361 amino acids.
AUGGCUGGAGCGAACCCUCCGCUGAAGUUAGAGGAUGAUAUCCUCAGGAAAUUCUACCGGUCGUUCCAUAAGCAUGGAGCGCCGAACUGGGCGAAGAUGUCGAAGGAUACCAAAUUAUCGAUUGAGCAGUGCGAGAUGUUGCACAAGCAGCACACGUCUUUCCUCAGCCUUUCAGCCAGUCCAGACCUUGAAACUGCGUUCUUGGCGAUGGUGAAUGACCACUACCAUGCAACACAGAAUCUUGUAAGGGAUGAGAUGCAGGAUGAAGACAUGGCUCGUAGCAGCAGGCCUCGUCGCGGAGAGGUGGUGGAAGCGGAGGCCCAGGUCGCGACCAGUAGCAGCCAGGUGGUGGCCAAAGCGCCACCCUCGCCUCCUAAUGGGGACUGGACAUCUUCCCAGCGCAAGCGCAGCCGCCGCCUCUUUGAAGACACUGGCGAACAGGAUGCUCCGCGCUAUCGCUCACCUAUUUUGGACCGUUGGCGAGGUCGCCCUAUAACGGACGUCGACGAGGGUGUGGAUGCCCUCCUCUCGCUAGCGUGUGGUGCUAGCGCGCAUACCACCAGCGCCCUGGACGACCACCCCACCGGGGCUGAGAUUGCGUCGAACACCGCCGACCCGGACUACGAUGCACCAGAACCCGAACCGCCGGAGCACAUGCAGGAGACGCCACCAAAGCGACAGCGAGGGGCUCGAGGAUCGCGGACUACGCCAACCCCAUCGGGAACGCCCGUGAAAGGCGGGGCCCGGUCGUCGUCGGCAGCGGGGGCCACAACCACAGCCGAUGCUUUACCUAUGGCUAAUGCUACGGGGCUUCGCAGCCCUAGGCCACGUGGUGGGGCGCCCGUUGCGGCGGUGGCGCCUGCGAGUACAAACACGUCUGGUCGUACCGGCGCGGCGUCUGGAGGAAGGCCUAAGAAGGAACCGCGGGGGUCGCCUACGAGCUCACAGCAGCGUGGUACAGUCACUGCAUCGCCACCUGUUCCGGCGGACGCGAGCGGGGAGGCGAAUGCUACUGCGCCACCACCCAGUGAGACAACCACAGGGGCUGGAAGUGACGCGACGCCCGAUGGCGCAGCGGCGACGGCAGCAGCGGCCGCAGCCGCAGUAGCAGCAGCAACAACGUCCCCGGGCCCUGCAGGCAGACCAGUCCGCAAGCGCAAGCCUACGGCAAUUGCUCUCGCGGCGGCAGCAGCAGCGGAGGAGGAGGAAGGCACGGGUGGGCGGGGUGUGCGGAGUGUUGUUGCUGCGGUGGCUGCAGCAGUAGCGGCGGCAGAAGCGACGCAAGCAGUCGCUGCAGGCUCGGUGCCAGCGCAGGCGUCCGCGGCAGCUUCGCCUCCCACAGAAGAUGGGGGCAGCACCCAUAUCACCGACAUGGCUAGCAACACAGCGGCUCUCCUAGCUUCGGUACCACCCGUGAGGACCCGUGGGUCUGCCCGCCUUGCGAAUAGCGGACCUGGCAGUCGGCGUGCGGGUGAGCGUCCUUCGCCUGCCGCUGUGGGCGCAGCCACUGAAAAGGAAGUGGCUUUGUCAAGCGUUGAGGCUGGUGCAGCUCCUGGGCUGGGCCCGCUCGUUGAGGCGCUGGCGCCGGCGCCGACAUCGGGGCGGGCGAGGGUACAUACUGGCGGCAGUGGGCAAAGCCACGCAGCGGGGUCGCAGAGCGCAGGGCCUAUCAGUAUUCGCCUUCCACCCGCUCGUGCGGCGAACCAGCCACUCCCUGGGCGGACACGGCGGCGCAAGUCGCUUCCCGAGCGCCUGCCCCCUAUGUGGGAAUCGCUGAAAGUUCCAUCGACGCAAACAGGUGCUGGCACCGGCGGGGUCGCCUCAGCAGCGCCUGCGGGGCCAGUGUCAGCGGUGACGGAUGUGGCAGGCGUGGGUGCGACAAACAGCACAGCUUCUGGGGAAACGUCGAGAGCGAUGCCGGCUGCAGAGGCUGCGCUGCGGCACUGCCUGGGGCCCCGCGUUCGACGUUGGUGCACAUAUGAAUUCUUGUACAGCGCCCUGGAUCGACCCUGGUUCCUGCGGAACGAGCUCCUCCUGCCAACCUCAAAGCUGACACGUCUAGAGUGGUCGGUGCUGCGCGCAUCGCUCGGUCGGCCGCGGCGGCUUUCGCUGGCGUUUCUGCGCGAGGAGCGGCUGCGACUGGAGGGAUACAGGCAAGCACCUCGGAGGCCUUACUGCCGGCCUUACUUCCACACAUCCACUGCACUGCACCGCCCACCCACGGAACACGCGCGGCUGAAGUAUGAGGAGGUGGCCCUGGGCAUGGAGGUGCCGCACGAGCUGCCCCGGCAGUUGCGCGUGGGUCAAGAGGUCACGGCUCGCCACCCCCAUUCGCGGCAGCUGUAUGAUGGCGUCAUCCUAACGGUCAAAGGCAAUAAGUACAGGGUACAGUUCCAUCGAGGUGACUUGAUGACGGAGGUGAUUCUGGACACGGACGUUAUGCCAGUCGACCCACACGAGUGCCUGUCGCUGCAAAUGGCCAUUGUGCCCUUCGUGCUCAACGGUCGGGCAUAUGAUCCCGUGCGCCUUGCUACUCUGCGUGGUCUCCUACCCCCACAAGGAGUUGCCUUGCGGCCGCCGACGCUGCCCGCGCGGCCUCUGGGCUCCUCUGCAACAGGCCUGGAUACCUUGAUGAUGCGUGAGCAAGACGCGGCGAUGGUGGCGGAGGUUCAACGCGCGCUGGAGGUGAAAGAGGAACUCGUCGCUCAGCUAACGCAGCUUAACAACGAGGCGGCGUCGGGGCUGCAUACCGACGAGAAUGGCGGCCGCACGGACAACUUUCAACUGAAGUACACUAACGUUGUGCUUAAACUGAGGGAUACCAACACUGUGCUCGAGGCCGCUCUGAGCCGGCUUCAAGCUCGCCAACAACAAAUCAGCGUGGCGGCGCCGGCUGCGGCGGCAACCUUCGGCCCGUCUCUAAUGCUACAGCAGCAACAACAGCUGGCGGCUGUUGCGGCCAGUGCGGCAGCAGCAGCUGCGGCUGCCGGCGGAGUAAGGUCAGCUGACUCCGCGACGGCGGGCAUGACGUCACUGCCUCAGCAACAGCCGCAGGGGCUGCCUCCGCAGCCGCCCGUGGUACCGACACAGCCACAGGCACAGGGGCCGCCACAGUCGACGCCCCAAACGCCACCUAGGCAGGCGACAAAUUCCUCUGCACUACCGGCGGCCGCCCCAUCCCCCACUGUACCACAAGUCGCACCAGCCCCAGUAGCGCCAGUAGUGCCCCAAGCGUCGGGGGCGCCUGUCCGGCCAACGACAGCCAAGCCAAUGCAGGGGACCCUGCCGCUUGGCCCUGGGGUGUCGGCGUCAACUCCGGAACAGCUUGUUGAGCAGGCUUUGGUGGAGGCACGGACGGUAGUCGACGGGUGCCGAGGCAAGGGCGUCGGUGGGCAGCCGCUGCUGAUCCCCUCCGCGCCCCAGCCGGUCUCAGUCGUGGCUCCAAUCAUUCUGCAGGCGCCUGGCGGGGCGUCAGUGCCCUUAGUGCUGCCGCCGGGUGCCGUACUGCCGCAGCAGCUCGUGUUACAGGCGCCUGUGGCGGCGGCGGGGGAGGGCCUGAUGCAGGAGCAGGUGGCCAUGGCGGCGGCGAUGCAGUCAUCGCACGCGCUUCCUGGAGAUGGCGACGUGAGCUCCGAUGGCAGAGAGGUCAGUGCGCUGGCUGACAGCAGUGCAACGAGGCUGCGCGAUACCUCGGCGGAGCCGGCGGAGCCCUCUGGGACGUCCACUUGUGUGAAAACGGAGGACGAAAGCUCGUUUGGGCGGCCAGGAUUGGAGGUUUCUGGGAUAACGGAACGGACGGCCGAGGCAGCGCCUAGCGCAUGCCCGGCCCCAAUGGAGGAGUCUAUGACGGAGGAACAACUUGCGGAAAGCUGGUUGCGAGACGUUAUCGUGGGUUGCGUGGGAGUGCUCUUCACCAUUCAGAAGUGUACCGCUGGGAAUGUGUCGGCUACCACUGUGGCGGAAGCGCUCGACCUUGCCGUGCAGCAGCUGCGAAUUCGGACGGAUGGAGAGAACGAUGCGCUGUACGCGGACAUUGUGCAGUCUGUGCAGGGCCUGAAGGGGCACUUGACGAGAGCAUUUGCAUAA